This is a messenger RNA of Strongylocentrotus purpuratus (purple sea urchin), 2210 nucleotides long. RefSeq names its product low-density lipoprotein receptor-related protein 4-like. Lineage: Eukaryota; Metazoa; Echinodermata; Echinoidea; Camarodonta; Strongylocentrotidae. The coding region runs from base 359 to 1243 and encodes 294 amino acids. The record is from RefSeq and is a predicted model, not a curated record. The transcript has 5 exons.
AGUAAAUUAGCGAAUAAUGUUCUCCUGCGCGGGAGGAUUAGGCGCGUUCCAUCUGCCACGGGUAAUCCACAUUGCCCGUUAACCUUGGCCUUCGGUUGUGUGCGUGCGUAUAGCUAGUGCAUUCAAACUACAUAGCAUACGGCAGAAAAUUAGGGUUGAGCACUACUUGAGCGAAAAAUAGUAAGUCACAUUUUAUCCGUCGAGGCCAUGUACUUCCAUACAAUAAAAUAAUGGCUGUAAACUCUUAUAUAACAGACACCGAAACGGGAGUAGAUUCAUUACGCUAUCAACCAAUCAAUUAUUUCAUCGGUGUAUAGCUCUAUCGGUUCAUUUUUCACUUUUCAAAAUCUUCACAAUCAUGGCGGCCUUUUGUGUGCUCUAUUGUGUGAUGUUUACUGUAUUGGUUCUCAUGGCAACGGAGAUCAAGUGCGCAAGUAAUACAACAGCAGGUGUUGACAUGAUAUUCAUUGCUGAUACGGGUCACAAGAAGGUGCUAGCUGCUACCUUGGGUGCUUACCGGUUCCGCUCAUUGGUGCUUGCGGACAUCGAGGUUUGGGACGUGACUUUCAGCGAGGUCAAUCAAAAGCUUUACUGGGCCAGCAAACACAAUGGACAUAUCUACCAAGCUAACGCCGACGGGUCCGGUGUCAAACAGGUGUCAAGUACAUCCCAUACAGAACCAACAUCGCUUUCGAUCGACGAAACCAACCAGCAGAUUUACGUGGCUUACAAAGGCGAGGAGCUGAUCAGUAGCUUUAACCUCAACGGGACAGUAGUGAGGGAGACACCAGUGCACCCUGCUCUCAGUAAACCAGGGGCCAUUCAUGUUGAUUCAGAGAACGGGUAUCUGUACUUCACCCAGUUCGGACGGGUGGACCGAUCACCGCUCUCCGGUGGGAAUAUCACCAACCUCCAUUACAACAACGAUCUUGGUGAAAUCGAGGCAAUGGCCGUCGAUGUCGAAGGUCAGCGUAUCGUGAUCAGUGAUCCCGGCAAUGGCCUAGUCGUCAGUAUGAACCUCGACGGCUCCCUACCAAAGGUCAUCAGCAGCCUAUCCUCCAACUACAAGAUCACAGACCUACAGUUCUACCAGGGCGACCUCUACGUUAGCAACGUCGAACGCGAGCAGCGGUCCAUUUUGAAGCUAAGAAACGGAGUGGGGAGACCGGUGAAAGCCUAUACGGACAACCGAGACGUACUCAGCUAUCCAAGGAAGUUCCACAUCGCACAUGUAGACCUCUAGAUGUAUUCGUGGAUAGCCCCACGGUUGUAUUUAUUCAGGCAUUUUCGUCUGUCUUGAUGUUUUUAAAUAAAGCAGAUCUCUUGCGCCAUUCAAAUAGCCCGUAGCACACGAAGCGUCUUUUCGAUUGCGUCAUUGCUUGAGAACAUGGUUACGGCAAACACCCAAUCACAAGUAAUUCAAAGCAUUGUUUUAAGUCUUUAUUUUGUGUCCAAUUUUGUUACGAGUUCACUCUUAGAUUGCACGUCAAUGGCAACGUCUGCGCUGACUCUUGUUCAUCAUUACUGUAUUGCAUUUUAAAUGCAUAUUUAGGGUUUUGUGGAAAAGACUCAUCAGGUAUACAUCCACCCAGUCUCCAGACUGACGUAAUAUACCCCUCUCAUAAAGAAUACACAUCCAGCUAUCCAAAAACACCUCUCAUCUCCACACCCAUAUACUUUGGGAAAACGGAGCCACGUCCGGGCCUCUAAACUACAAGCCAAAUAGAAACCACUUGCAGUAGUCAGGAUGGCAAACUCUUCGUCAGAUGACGGUGAUAGAGACAAGGGACAGGCCAGCCCUCCAGCAUCUAGGACCCGUUCUAAGAUUUUUUAAUCUAAUUCUUCAUAAAUGUCCUGUUAUCAUGUUUACUCAGCAAUAGUGACAUACACAAUGCUUGACAUAUAUGUACUACAGUAUGAUGAAGUCAACAAAGAAAUAAGUCUAUAUAUUUUUAGGAAUAAUGCAUUAUACCACCACUCAAUUUGGGUUUACUGUCUCUUUCUUUCUUUCAAAAUCUUUCUGAAUUUUAAUUGUUGAACAAUACGUUGAUGUCAGUUGAUAUAUGAUUAUUGGACCUGUGAAGUCCCAUGUACCUUAUAAUUAUGUUUAAAUGCGAUUGCUCUUGAGUGUUUUUUUUUCUUCAUAUCUAUGUAUUUAAAGUGCAGUUUUAUUGUACACUGUCGCUCAUAAAGGUGGAAUAUUUUAGUUU